AUCCACCUGUAUCUGAAUCAAGGGUUGGAAUCAAAAGUGUUUAUCACUGUGUCUGUCUGUAGCCUUAUUUUUCUGGCACUGUGGUCUUGGCAUUCCAGCUCUGGUGGGUCCUCAAGUCUCUAGAGCAAAGCAGUACAUUGGGGACACUGUGGGGCUUUUGGGAUGAGAAUACAUUCUCCCCACUCCUGCGGUGGUUCUAAGAGUACCUUUUGCAUACACUGUGUCUUGACUAAAUCUCUUCCUCACUUGUCUCACUCAGGGUUGCUUCUGGCCUUUCUGCUUCUGCCAACAGUAAAGCAUAUUUUUAUCUUCUAUAAAGUGAGGCCAGACAAGCCCUGGAUGCUUUCCACAGCCCCUUCCAGACAUGUCAGGAACACGCUAGGCCUUCACUGGGGGCAUGUGCAGUGGGCUUGUUAGACUCACUGCUGGACAGGCAUCUGGUGACUGGCAUGUCAUUUCAGCCCAGCGCUGUGUGUCUGGCUGCCUUGUCUUGCUUCCUGUGGAAAGAACCCCACCAAGCCAGAUGUGGCAUGAAGGCUCCUGGAGAGGCUUGAUGUAAGAAACAGCUCUGAGAUGCCUGUCCUCAAGGCUGACGGGAAAGAAGCCAUUUGUCUCAACAUCCUGUAUGAUGUGGUUCAUGCCGUGACCGAGAAAAUCCCGGUGGGGAAUGUGCUGGAACACAAUCUGUAUUGAUGGACCUGGCCUCACUUUGGUGGCUUGAUCAGAAUGUCACAGGAACUGGAAGAAAGUCACAGACGGAUCUGCUAGGGGUGACAGAACCCCAUACCCUGUGACUUCUGAUUCUUGCUUGUCAAGUGUUCCCCUUUCUCGCACUCUGGAUGAUGUCAGAGCAGGACCUGGCAGAUGUGGUUCAGAUUGCAGUGGAAGACCUGAGUCCUGACCACCCAGUUGUUUUGGAGAAUCAUGUCGUGACAGAUGAUGACGAACCUGCUUUAAAGCGCCAGCGGCUAGAGAUCAAUUGCCAGGAUCCCUCAAUAAAGUCUUUCCUGUACUCUAUUAACCAGACGAUAUGUUUGCGGUUGGAUAGCAUUGAGGCCAAGCUGCAAGCUCUCGAGGCUACUUGCAAAUCUCUGGAAGAGAAGCUAGACCUGGUCACCAAUAAACAGCACAGUCCCAUCCAGGUCCCCAUGGUGGCUGGUUCCCCACUUGGCGCCACACAGACCUGCAACAAAGUGCGAUGCGUCGUCCCCCAGACUACAGUAAUACUCAACAAUGAUCGGCAGAACGCCAUUGUAGCCAAGAUGGAAGACCCAUUGAGCAACAGGGCUCCGGAUUCCCUGGAAAAUAUCAUUAGCAACGCUGUUCCUGGGCGUCGGCAGAACACCAUCGUAGUGAAAGUGCCUGGUCAGGACGACAGCCACAAUGAAGAUGGCGAGAGUGGGUCAGAGGCCAGCGACUCCGUGUCUAACUGCGGCCAGCCAGGAAGCCAGAACAUUGGAAGCAACGUCACUCUCAUCACCCUGAACUCUGAAGAGGACUACCCCAAUGGCACCUGGCUGGGCGACGAGAACAACCCUGAGAUGCGCGUGCGCUGUGCCAUCAUCCCCUCUGACAUGCUGCACAUCAGCACCAACUGUCGCACAGCCGAGAAGAUGGCGCUGACCCUGCUGGACUACCUGUUCCACCGUGAGGUGCAGGCUGUGUCCAACUUGUCAGGCCAGGGCAAGCAUGGGAAGAAGCAGCUGGACCCCCUCACUAUCUAUGGCAUCCGGUGUCACCUCUUCUAUAAAUUUGGAAUCACGGAAUCUGACUGGUAUCGAAUCAAGCAGAGCAUUGAUUCCAAGUGCCGCACAGCCUGGCGGCGGAAGCAGCGAGGCCAGAGCCUGGCGGUCAAGAGCUUCUCUCGGAGGACACCAUCCUCUUCCUCAUACAGUGCCUCAGAGACCAUGAUGGGAACCCCUCCCCCCACCAGCGAGCUACAGCAGUCACAGCCACAGGCCCUACACUACGCAUUGGCCAACGCACAGCAAGUCCAGAUCCACCAGAUUGGGGAGGAUGGACAGGUGCAAGUAAUCCCACAGGGCCACCUCCAUAUUGCCCAGGUGCCUCAAGGGGAACAGGUGCAGAUCACACAGGACAGUGAGGGCAAUCUGCAGAUCCAUCACGUGGGUCAGGACGGUCAGUCGUGGGGCCUGUGCCAGAAUCCCAUUCCUGUCAGCGGUGACUCAGUGGCCCAGGCUAACCCCUCCCAGCUUUGGCCUCUGGGAGGAGACACACUUGAUCUGCCUGCUGGAAAUGAAAUGAUCCAGGUACUGCAGGGUGCUCAGCUCAUAGCCGUGGCCUCUUCAGACCCUGCUGCAACAGGAGUGGACGGGUCGCCUCUCCAGGGCAGUGACAUUCAGGUUCAGUAUGUCCAGCUGGCGCCGGUGAGCGACCACACAGCUGCAGCUCAGACGGCUGAGGCAUUGCAACCCACUCUGCAGCCUGAAAUGCAGCUUGAACAUGGAGCCAUCCAGAUCCAGUGAGACACUGUAGGAGUGCCAUACCACAGCUGCUCACUGACCCUGCCUUGUGCCCUGCUCUCUUGCUUCAGCAAGCAACUGCAGGUUCUGCUGGGCAUCCGAGAGCUCCUCCUCCCAGGGAAAGGUCCUGGCCACCCCUGCUGGAAGGUGCCUCAGGAUUUGAGUCUCACUGCUAGUCUUCAAAGGAGAAGCCUAGUGCAGAGUGUCGAGUACGUUCAGAAAAACAAGAACUACGAUAUUUUGUUUAAACAGCUUUUUUAAUUUGUUAUGGUGUUUAUAACAAAAAAGAAAAUGGAAAAAAAAAACCCAAAAAAACAAAAAACCAACCAAACAAAGAAAAACCAGAACAGAAACACAACUGUGGAGUAGUGGAAGCCUGGGCCGUGUGCUCCCUUCAGGGUCCUGAAGUAGAUGUUGGAGCCAGCUGACAAUGCUGGAGCACUUCGGACCUGCUGCUAGGGGAGUGCGCCAAAGGGAGUGCUCCCCAGUGUGAUUAUGCAUUUCUGAUGAAAUAAAGUGUAUUUAUGGCCACA
This is a messenger RNA of Grammomys surdaster, 3016 nucleotides long. It is a transcript of the gene Banp, whose product is annotated as BTG3 associated nuclear protein. Gene Ontology annotation, molecular function: DNA binding. Gene Ontology annotation, biological process: protein localization to nucleus; negative regulation of protein catabolic process. The record is from RefSeq and is a predicted model, not a curated record. Lineage: Eukaryota; Metazoa; Chordata; Mammalia; Rodentia; Muridae. The transcript has 15 exons. Bases 840 to 2486 code for a protein of 548 amino acids.